AUGCUAGAACCUUCCACGUCAGAAACAUACGAUGGAAUCCCCCAGAUAGUAUAUAAAAAGUGUGCUUCAUCCUUAUGCCAGCCAUUAACGCAUAUUUUCAACAUUUCUAUGAUUCUUGGCGAGGUGCCGGAUCUUGUGGAAAGAAGCCUUGGCUGCAAACAUCUCCGAUUUUCGACCGAUAAGCAUUACGCCUGCCCCAGUAAGCUAAUGGAGAGACUAAUCAGAGACAAGAUACUGGGUUGGCUUGAGAAGUUCAACAUGAUUCCAAAAGAACAGCAUGGUUUCUUGAGUGGGGCCUCCACGGUAUCCAAUUUAUUAGAUAGCUUGUUUGACUGGCAAUCCGCUCUGAACAAUGGAAAAUCCGUAGACAUUGUCUUCGUUGACUUGUCAAAAGCAUUUGAUAGGGUCUGCCACCGUAGAUUGCUAGUCAAAUUGCAGCAUCUGGGGAUUUCUGGGCAGCUUCUAGAUUGCUGA
Molecule: messenger RNA, 474 nt
Organism: Cooperia oncophora
Lineage: Eukaryota; Metazoa; Nematoda; Chromadorea; Rhabditida; Trichostrongylidae
Source: the annotation of a GenBank genome assembly